UGGCAACAGCCUGCCAUGGUAAACCACCCAGGGCAGAGGCUGGGCUGCAGGUGGAGGUGGGGAGCGGUGAUUCCAGCCACCCGUGUGAUGGGUGUCUCACCAUCUAUCAAGUCAGUCCAAUGAUUUCAAGACAGCCCUGUAGAAAGUGCUUCCUUCUACCCGGCCAGCCUCUGCCUCCCUGUAAUGUGUACUUGGUGGUCUAGCUCAGUCAUCUGGAGACACGCACAUGAUCAGGGCCAAAGCGGUCAGUGAGAAGGAGGUGGACUCCGGGAAUGACAUUUACGGCAACCCCAUCAAGAGGAUUCAGUAUGAGAUCAAGCAGAUAAAGAUGUUCAAAGGACCCGACAAGGAUAUAGAGUUUAUCUACACGGCCCCCUCCUCGGCAGUGUGCGGGGUAUCACUUGACGUCGGAGGAAAGAAGGAAUACCUCAUCGCAGGAAAGGCUGAGGGGGAUGGCAAGAUGCACAUCACCCUGUGUGACUUCAUUGUGCCCUGGGACACCCUGAGUACCACCCAGAAGAAGAGCCUGAACCACAGGUACCAGAUGGGCUGCGAGUGCAAGAUCACGCGCUGCCCCAUGAUCCCCUGCUACAUCUCCUCCCCGGACGAGUGCCUCUGGAUGGACUGGGUCACGGAGAAGAACAUCAAUGGGCACCAGGCCAAGUUCUUCGCCUGCAUCAAGAGAAGCGAUGGCUCCUGUGCGUGGUACCGCGGCGCGGCGCCCCCCAAGCAGGAGUUUCUCGACAUUGAGGACCCAUAAGCAGGCCAACAGCGCCCCUGUGGCCCACUGAAAAGCCUCCAAGGGUUUAGACUGGUCCAGCUCUGACAUCCGUUCCUGGAGACAGCAUGAAUAAAUCAGUCAUCUAACGGGUCCAAAUUAGUAUGAUUCUGCACCCCCCACCCCCAUUUUCCUUUUAAAUAUGGCCAUGGGUCUGGAGGGUGAGGUGAGCCCAGGGUCCUCACUCCACACUCCCUCCGCCGGCCUGGGCACUGUGUGUCUGGGGUUUCUAUCCUUGGGUGCCGGCAGGGGUGGGACACACGGACUUCCCUCCAAGGCCUUUCCUUGGCACCUUAGGGGUCUCCUAGCUUGGUGAGGGCAGAGCCUAGAAAUGCGCAUUCUGCAGAAACUUUUGAGGGUCGUUGCAAGACUGUGUAGCAGGCCUACCAGGUCCCUUUCAUCUUGAGAGGGGCAUAUCCCUCGUUUUCUGCAGCUGCCACACCUCUGGCCCUAGGUAGGGUAGAGUCCUUGCCCCUGGCAAGUGCCCCCCCAUCUUCCCCUGUACCCACCAUGGAUUCUCAGCACCUGUGACUCCUCCAAGUCCAGGAGCAGCCCUGGAACCAGUGUCUUGUUUUGAAGGAGCCCCCAUUCAUUCUGUUCAGCUGCAAAAUUCCAACAGGAGCCUCCCUCGGGGCCUUGCAGAGAUAUGGAAACCACAUUUAAGUCCCCUACCAUGCACACACUCCCCAGCCCCUAGGGGGAGUCUGCGAGAUCCUUUUCUGAGCACAAGCAAUUCAUCCCAAGCUUCCUUCCCUUUCUGGCAUCGGGCAUCUCAAUUGAGUCACACAGCUUUGCUUUAUCCAGGGUUGUGUGCAGACACGGGCUGUGCUCCCGCAUCCUGAGGACAGAAAGGGCUGGGUCUUGCUGUGCUGCGUCAGGUUUAGUGUGGUCUCCCUCCAAGACUGACAGCCUCUGUUCCGCGUGUGGGUAUCUGCAAGUGAAGUUAGCUAAGCGUGUUAACAUGUCCAACCCAGGAAGUGAAGAAUGUUAGAGGUGGGGAGCUCUGGUGACACUCUCACUUCUUUCUGAGCCUCCAGGACACUGUCACCUGUUGUCAGAGACAUCUCAUUUUUCUAAAGAUGAAUCCUCAGAUGCCAUGUGAACCUGAGGGACAGGCGUGCCAUCUUCUGCUUCUAUUUCUUAUUUGACAAAGAUCACCCAGUUAAGAAACUUCAUAGGGAACCAGGGAACCUUCUUGUUCCCUAAAAAUGGUUUCCUGAUGCCGCUAAAGGAGAGGUUGAGAUAGGGAGAACUUUCUCAGUAAUAAUCAAGGCCAUCUCUUUUUUUUCCUCCUACCUAUGUUGUAAAGAUAAACUGUUCUGGGGAUGUGCAUGCAUGCUAUGCAGACAUACACAUAUAUACGCACACGCACACACAAACUGGAGCCCGGCAGCCUGUGAGUGAUCCUUCUGCACCCGCUUCCAAAGUCACCACCUUCUAAGCCUGUUCCAUUCUGCAGCGACCCCAAACUAAGACGUCUGACCCCCAGAGUGGCAUGCAGCCCCCUGCCCGCCUGGGACCUGGUCAGCACAGAUCUUGAUGACUUCCCUUUCUAGGGCAGACUGGGAGAGUAUCCAGGCAUCCCCCCCCUGCCCCGAGGGCGUUUUCAUGCUGUAUAGUGACAUAAAGUUGGUAAGAUGUCAUAAUGGACCAGUCCAAUGUGAUUUCAGUAUAUACAACACCACCAGACCCCUCCAAUCCAUAUAACACCCCACCCCCGUUUGCUGCCUGUGCGGUGAUAUCAUAUGUAACAUUUACUCCUGUUUCUGCUGGUUUUUUCAAUGUUUUGGUUUGUUUCUGACAUCAGCUGUAAUCAUUCCUGUGCUGUGUUUUUUUAUUACCCUUGGUAAGUGUUAGACUUGCACUUUUUAAAAAAAAGUUUCUGCAUCGUGGAAGCGUUUGACCCAGAGUGGGAAGCAUGGUUCUCACCUAUGACGAUGGAUUCCUUCAGAUUUUUCCUUUAGUUCUUUUGAGUAUCUUUGCUUUUAUCCAUCUCCCAUCUUUUGUUCUCUGGUUCGAAUUAGUACAAAGUAAAGGAUCUUUGAGUCGGUUCAUCCUAAAAGAUGGCCUUUCUAUUUGAUCCACGCACAUUGGUCUUCUAACUAUGCUGAGCAGGAAAAAAACAAAACAAAAACCCAAACAGAUCAAGAUGAAGUGCCCGGUGGCAACAGAGAGUUGAAGCCACUCAAAUACCCUCACAGUAAAUAAUUGCAAUAUAUAUAUAGUUUAAGAAGAAUCUUCAUUUGGCAUUGUUUAAUUUAUGUGUUAUAUUCUAAGUACUCCCCGUUUCUCCCUGUAUCUUUUUCAUCAUGCAAGCUACUCAAAAUAUUUAAAAUAAAGUUUACAUUGUAGUUAUUUUCAAAUCUGUGCUUGAUAAGUAUUAAGAAAUAUCAGACUUGCUGCCAUAAUUUAAAGCUUUGUUGAUUUUGUUUGUUUUUGUUUGGACUUGGGGGGGAGGGGGGAGCCAUGUGUUUAUGCUGGAAUAUGAAGUCUGAGACCUUCCUGUGCUGGGGACACAUGAGAGUUGUUGAAAGUCGACAAGCAGACUGCGCAUGUCUCUGAUGCUUUGUAUCAUUCCUGAGUGAUCGCUCAGUCCAUGGACAAUAAACAGUAUUAUCAAAGAA
Molecule: messenger RNA, 3402 nt
Organism: Carlito syrichta (Philippine tarsier)
Lineage: Eukaryota; Metazoa; Chordata; Mammalia; Primates; Tarsiidae
Gene: TIMP2
Product: TIMP metallopeptidase inhibitor 2
Exons: 6
Coding region: 227-760 (177 amino acids)
Biological process (GO): negative regulation of membrane protein ectodomain proteolysis; negative regulation of endopeptidase activity
Cellular component (GO): extracellular matrix
Molecular function (GO): protease binding; metalloendopeptidase inhibitor activity
Source: RefSeq, a predicted model, not a curated record